AUGGUGGACAGGCGGGAGCCAAGAUACCGAAAUGCCACCAAUUUUCCUACUGCUCUGGCCGUGUUGAGUGCCUUUACUGCCAGUGCCAGGAUCAACAAGUGCCAGGAUCAACCAGUGCCAAGGUCUACCAGUGCCAAGGUCAACCAGUGCCAGGGUCAACCAGUGCCAGGUCAACCAGUGCCAAGGUCAAGCAGUGCCAGGGUCAACCAGUGCCAGGGUCAACCAGUGCCAAGGUCUACCAGUGCCAAGGCCAACCAGUGCCAGGGUCAACCAGUGCCAGGGUCAACCAGUGCCAAGGUCUACCAGUGCCAAGGUCAAGCAGUGCCAGGGUCAACCAGUGCCAGGGUCAACCAGUGCCAAGGUCUACCAGGGCAGGUUCUACCAGUGCCAAGGUCACCAGUGCCAAGGUCAAGCAGUGCCAGGGUCAACCAGUGCCAAGGUCUACCAGUGCCAAGGUCAAGCAGUGCCAGGUCAACCAGCGAAAGGGUUAACCAGUGCCAAGGUCUACCAGUGCCAGGGUCAACCAGUGCCAAGGUCUACCAGUGCCAGGGUCAAGCAGUGCCAGGGUCAACCAGUGCCAGGGUCAACCAGUGCCAAGGUCUACCAGGGCAGGUUCUACCAGUGCCAAGGUCUACCAGUGCCAAGGUCAAGCAGUGCCAGGGUCAACCAGUGCCAAGGUCUACCAGUGCCAAGGUCAACCAGUGCCAAGGUCAAGCAGUGCCAGGGUCAAGCAAUGCCAGGGUCAACCAGUGCCAGGGUCAACCAGUGCCAGGGUCAACCAGUGCCAAGGUCAAGCAGUGCCAGGGUCAAGCAGUGCCAGGGUCAACCAGUGCCAAGGUCUACCAGGGCAGGUUCUACCAGUGCCAAGGUCUACCAGUGCCAAGGUCAAGCAGUGCCAGGGUCAACCAGUGCCAAGGUCUACCAGUGCCAAGUCAACCAGUGCCAAGGUCAAGCAGUGCCAGGGUCAAGCAGUGCCAGGGUCAACCAGUGCCAGGGUCAACCAGUGCCAGGGUCAACCAGUGCCAAGGUCAAGCAGUGCCAGGGUCAACCAGUGCCAGGGUCAACCAGUGCCAAGGUCUACCAGGGCAGGUUCUACCAGUGCCAAGGUCUACCAGUGCCAAGGUCAAGCAGUGCCAGGGUCAAGCAGUGCCAGGGUCAACCAGUGCCAGGGUCAACCAGUGCCAAGGUCUACAAGGGCAGGUUCUACCAGUGCCAAGGUCUACAAGUGCCAAGGUCAAGCAGUGCCAGGGUCAACCAGUGCCAAGGUCUACCAGUGCCAAGGUCAAGCAGCGCCAGGGUCUACCAGUGCCAAGGUCAAGCAGUGCCAGGGUCAACCAGUGCCAGGGUCAACCAGUGUCAAGGUCUACCAGUGCCAGGGUCUACCAGUCAAGGUCUACCAGGGCAGGUUCUACCAGUGCCAAGGUCUACCAGUGCCAAGGUCAAGCAGUGCCAGGGUCAACCAGUGUUAGGGUCUACCAGUGCCAGGGUCAACCAGUGCCAGGGUCAACCAGUGCCAGGGUCUACCAGUGCCAGGGUCAACCAGUGCCAGGGUCAACCAGUGUUAGUCAACCAGUGCCAGGGUCAACCAGUGUUAGGGUCAACCAGUGCCAGGGUCAAACCAGUGCCAGGGUCAACCAGUGCCAGGGUCUAACAGUCCCAGGGUCAACCAGUGCCAGGUCAACCAGUGUUAGGGUCAACCAGUGCCAGGGUCAACCAGUGUUAGGGUCUACCAGUGCCAGGGUCAACCAGUGCCAGGGUCAACCAGUGCCAGGGUCUAACAGUGCCAGGGUCAACCAGUGUUAG
Molecule: messenger RNA, 1803 nt
Organism: Homarus americanus (American lobster)
Lineage: Eukaryota; Metazoa; Arthropoda; Malacostraca; Decapoda; Nephropidae
Product: flocculation protein FLO11-like
Exons: 2
Coding region: 1-1803 (600 amino acids)
Source: RefSeq, a predicted model, not a curated record